UUCAAAUUAUUUUACGUUGGAGAUUAAGUAUAAUUCGAACUAAUGAAGUUCGAAUAAUAACUUAAGUUUAAUUUCAUUUUAUUCUAGGCAGUAGAUAAUUUCGGCAGCUUAAGAAAUUGUAUGAUUAAGGUCACGCAGCUAUACCCAAAUCCAUCAUGAUCAUACCUACAUCUGAUUAUAUUAUCGUUAUAUUGUGAGUUUCUCAAUUAAAUACUUUUUAUUUUACUUAUCUCAAAUGUGAUUAAAACAAAAUUCGAUAAAAAUGGCAAAAGCUAGAUGAGAUAGUAUCAUGUUGUUAGACGAACAAGGCAGACUAAAUUAUAAGUUUUAUGUAAAAAGUUUACACCACAACGUAAUACAAUUUCACUGCAAGGGUCAAAGUCCCCGCAUUCGGCUAGUUACUUCAAACGUUCAGCGUAGGGACCAGAUUACUGUCAUCAACUGACAUAUUCAUAAACGACGAGAAUCCUCUCACACAAAACCUUCAGGGAAUUGCUAAAACUCUUCUGGCUAAAACCAACGAUCUACAUACGUAAUGUCAAGAUUCAGCAGUUAUUAGAACAAUAUCCACCUUUGUCUAGUACGUUACCUGAUUAGAUGAUCGAAUGGAAUGUAGACAACUUUCCACUUAAGGUGCUCUAAAUGUUUUAAACAAAUAUGUGACACUUUCUACAAAGGCUUGGUCGGGGGCAAUAUUGAUUAUCGUGCUAAUUGUGUAAAUUGUAACUCGGGUUUGGGUCAUCUGAAUCGUGCCUUCGACGUUCUACAUAUUAGAGUACCGCUAAAAAUUAUCGCAGUUUUACACCCAACGCAUCUGUCCAGAGCAUGUGUAUCUGGAAAUAUUUAACUUUACCCAUCAUUUUCUAGUCAGUUGUCGUGUGGAGCACUCGCGCAUUCCAGUGUAUACAAAUGUGCCUCUAACGUUCAUCUAAAAUGAAUCGAAUAGUUAUUUUUGCCGUUUUGCUAAACUGUUUUCAUAUCGAUCAUGUUUAUUCCGCGAAUUUACCAGGACCAUUAGUGUACGUCGUAACACCAUCCCCGCGACCACCGCAAAUUGAUAUGGGAAGAUCAGCACCGUUUUACUACCACAAGUGGAUGAGCAGAAUGGACACUCCACAAAACUCAACGCUUUCUACCACGACAACUGAGAGAACGAAGACUCCUGAUUUGAUAUUCGCUGAGUUCGAAUCCGAUAACAAUAACAUGAAAUCAAUUCGAAAACUUCUUGAAAAAGAGAAAAUCAAAUACAAAACGACUACGACGACAACUACGACUACAACAUCAAGACCUAUCUACGUUCCUGAUGGCGAAGCGAGCAAUGACUUAAGUUAUGGUUUACCGGCACCGUCGACGGAGAAACCUGUUAAGACUGAUAUGACUGACUAUUUUUCUUUGUAUAAUAAUUUGUAUAACUCCGGCCCAGUGUACGUGACUGCAGCAGCAACCUCGAGAACGGCACCGCCCUCAACUACCACUACGUCAAGACCGACGACGACACGGGCACCAGUAAACAAUGUGGAAAAUAUUUGGCACAUUAUUGACAGUGAGAAACAUGAUCAAUACUCUGGUGCGUGGCAAGAAGAACCUAUUAGUUCCGAACAAAGUCAAGAUCAGGAACAAAACAAAGGCAAUUCUGAAAGCGCCGAUGUUCAUGACCAGGAUGAUAAGACUAAAGACAAUGCAGGGAUUGAUGACAACUUUGCUUUACCAGGAUUUGACACUAAUCCCGGUAAUGGAGCCGAAAACGAAUCCAGAGCGAUCCGAACAGACCCUAACAACCGAUUCCCUUACAUUGACUUAAAACCUUUUCAAAUGAAAAACAUGAAAAAGAUCAAUUCCUUUUCUAAUGGCAAAAAGGGUAACAAUAUGUUUAACUUAGAUAGUUUUACUGAUAUUAAAAAUCCAAUAAGAGGCGAAGUUCAAGAUUCUGCUGCUCCUGAACGUCAACAGUUAGAUCGUUACAAUCCUGCUCAACCUUACUUGCCUCCGCCACCAAGUUACGGAGCCAAAGCUAAACCAGUUCCUGCCCCGGCUCCACCGCCACCACCACCACCACCAAGUCCUCCACAGCCUUCUGCUCCCCCGUCACGUCCAAUUAAUGCCGUCGCAAAUCUAGUGCCCCCACCACCCCCGCCUGCACCUCAACUUACAGCAGAUGACUUCCCAACCCCAAGCACUUAUGAGUCCUUCCCACCCUUUGCACCUUCGGGUCCAGCGCCGCGUCCUGUUACUUCAUAUCAACCACCCAGUGACUCUGGCCCUGAUCAAUUCUCCAGCGAAAGUGAUGACGACGGACCUCCUUCGGAUGUUGGCUAUAGAUAUAAACCACCUUCUGCUCCUGCUCCUCCCUCACUGCCGUUUGUUCCUACUUUACCUCCUCAACCUAUUUCGGAUUACUCUCAUGAUAAGCCACAGAUGGCUCAAGAAGACAGUGAUGAUAAGCCUGACUUCCAAGGAUACCAUUAUAGUAAACCAGCUCCACCUCCACCGCCUCACGAUGAUGAGCCUCCGGAAAAAUGGGUAUAUGACAGCAAACCUGACUUCCACGGUUAUCAUUACAGUGAACCAGAUAUCAAAUUCCAUCAUGACUUUGAUGAGCAUGAUCACGACCACUUCCACUAUCAUCAUCACCCUACAACGACGACAACAACAACGGAGAUGCCUCGUGUCAACCGAUACAGUUACUAUUACCUCGGGAAGAAGCUCUACUAUCUGCCUCUAUACUUCAGUGUGUACUUCAUUGUUUACGUAGGAGCUCUGAUCAUUAAGGCGGUGUUGCGUCAUAAGAUUACCUAUCCUAACAGCUGGAGGCCUAACACCACAACAGCCAGUUUCUUCUCAAAGAGAUCCAUCGAAUCUCAUCUUUCCAAUGAGAAUCUCCAUGAGAUUACAGGUAGAGUCACAAGAGCUAUUGCUAUGGCAGCUGAAAAGUAUGUUAGUGACAAAAGUAAAGAAAAUUAGUCAAGAAUAUUGAAGUAUGGGUAGAUAUAAAAUGAAGUGUGUAAAUUGUAGAAAUAUUAUUAUGUUGUUAGUUUAAGGUUGUUGUGAACUGGACACGUUUAAUGGUUAUUCAACGUUCCUUCUUAUUUUUAAAUGUAGUUCAUUAUCACAACAUGUUAAUUUUUAAUUAAAAAAGUAAGUCGAAAUAAAAAAGAAUGAUUACAUU
Molecule: messenger RNA, 3166 nt
Organism: Spodoptera frugiperda (fall armyworm)
Lineage: Eukaryota; Metazoa; Arthropoda; Insecta; Lepidoptera; Noctuidae
Product: probable LIM domain-containing serine/threonine-protein kinase DDB_G0286997
Exons: 2
Coding region: 934-2961 (675 amino acids)
Source: RefSeq, a predicted model, not a curated record